AUGGCGCGGGGUGCGGGGAUAUUGCAAGGCUUGACCGCAAACUACCGGGUUCAUGGUGAACUUGUCAAGAUGGCGGAUUUUGCUGUCAUUUUCCUGGUCUUACUGACUGGCUGUUCCAUCGUAGCAGGUGAUGCAGUGCACAUGACAAUGGUCACGCCCACACCUUAUGGGGCGGGGUCUUCACAGUCCUCAGCUAGCAUCAGCUGUUUCCGUAGCAGUCCUGAUGCAGACGUCACACUGAGCUUCGGCAGGCCAUUCCAGAUAGGUCUGAUAGGAUCUACCAUACAAACAUCUACCACCCUCCCUACUGGCAGUAGUCAAUCAGUGAAUGGACAAAUAGUCACCCAGAAUCUGACCUUCAGUAACGAUGCCACUGGGUUGUUUUAUUGUGAAGGUUCCAAUAGAGGGUUUACAACGCGGGUAUACAGCAUCAUCCACAGUGUGAAUAGGAGGUUUGAGCCUGUUGAUGGCCUUGUGACAAAGACGAUCAACAAAGGAGAGGAUGUGACUCUCGCAGUCAUCACAGUUAUUCCUGGUAGCUCUCCUCAAUGGUAUCGUACAAGGAAUGGAACUGCUACUUCAGAUUUCCCAAAUUACACUCAGGCUAAUUUCACACUGCCUUCUGCUGACGCUGUUGAUGGGGAUCUGUAUGCUGUCAUUGCAUCUAGUAUUGCUCUGGCUGACAAUCAUUUCAGUAUGAUCAGACUCAUCGUCAGAGGCUGUGUUGCAGGCAAGUGGGGUCCUCCUGGCUGUGCAGGUGUGUGUGAUCUGUGCUACAACGGAGGAGUGUGUGAUGAUGAGACAGGAGAUUGCAUCUGCCCACCAGGAUUCAGUGGACCAAACUGCCUCACAGCUUGUGGUAUGCACAAAUUUGGCUGGGAAUGCGAGUUUCAGUGUGGACCUGGUAACGUCAUUCAGAGUUGUACAGGGAGCCAGUUUGGUCUGCCAGACCCUUACGGAAACAGCUGCAUCUCUGGUUACCAUGACAGAGAUUGUGAUGUGGUAUGUUCUGCUGGAUCAUUUGGUGCUGGAUGUACCCAGACCUGUCAUUGUCAGUCAGGGCAGUGUGAUGCUUACACAGGGGAGUGUACAGGGACGCCGAGUGGAUGUGAAGCGGGCUGGAAUGGCACAAAUUGUCAGAUUUCAGAUGAUUGCCCUGUUGGCUACUACGGAGACAACUGUCUGAGUAAGUGUCAUUGCCUCAAUGACGUAGCCUGUGACAAGGGCACUGGUUAUUGCAGUGGGUCGAAUGGUGCAUGUGCAACAGGAUUUGAAUGUGCAGAUAUCUUAACCAACAACUGUCUGUUUGGUAUUACAGAGUUCCAUCAGGCUUUAUCAAAGACCAAUCCAGGUCAGAAUGUUGACUUCAUAUGUGCAGGUACAUCGGGAUAUAUUCUCUCAGCAAGCGACAUCAUCCUGUCCACAUCUGCUGACGACAGCGAUUCUACCAAUUCCUUUAUAUCUUCUACAAAUGAUAAUCGAGUGUUGACUAACACAUUUUCUGUAUCCGGACUACAGCAUGAACUUCCUGUGCUGAGCCAGCAACCACGAGUAGCGGUGACAUCGACAUCAGCCACCGUCAGCUGGCAGGCAUGGGAUUACAAUGCCAUGGACACAGGAGAUGGACCAGUCAUUGCAUACAAAGUCUACUACUCCCUUGCAUCCCCCAUAUCAUGGAUGGCUGCUGAUACUGUGAUGGUGACAGACCCACCUCAAAUUAUGUACAGCUCAAAUGUUCAAUUAUUGGAACCUAACACUCAGUACGUAUUUAGCGUGGCUGCAGUGAGAGAGGGGCCAGGAGGAGAAGGGCCGAGCAGUCCUGCGACUUUAAAAAUGACCCUACCUGGGCCACCACCCUCACCAACAACAGCACAAAUAAAGAACCAACCAAUAACUACACAACCGACUACCAGUGAAGAAGCGUCAGCUCCCCCACAACCACCCCAAGGUGGCCAGUUUAACCAAGUCCUGAUUGCUGUCGUUGUCGUUGUAAUUGUCGUGAUUGUUGUGGGUGUGGCUGCGUGCAUCUGUUUUCUGCGUCAUCGAAAAAGUAGAAGACAACCUGCAAAAACUGAAUCAACAGGAGGACUGGAACUGACUACAUAUGAGAAUCGGAUAUCUCCAGAUAAUGAGUAUGGCGCAUCAGACUAUGAGAGGGUAGGUCAUGAUCGCCCAACAUCGUACGAGGUAGUGGGUGUUAACCUCUCAUCAUCAACCUGUGUGGACGUAGGCCUACCAUCUUGGGCACAGGAAAGGAAGAUUCCAUUUAAGAAUAUGUUCAUCGGUGAAAAGAUUUUAGGCAGAGGAAACUUUGGAGAAGUUCGUGACGGAGCUGUGAUAGUUGGAGGAGAGGUUUCAAAAGCUGCAAUAAAGACACUGAUGGCAAACGCGUCAGAAAAUGACCGGCAGAACUUCAUGGAGGAAUUCCGGACGCUGACUAAAGUUGGACGGCACCCGAACGUGGUCGGUAUUCUCGGCGCUUGUCUACAUGAAGACAUUCUGUACGUGGCUUUGGAGUUCAUGCCCAACGGAGAUCUGCGCACUUACCUGAGAAAUGCCCGAUCCCUGGGGGACGAUGAUCAGUCAACUCUGUCUUCGGAGAAGCUGAUUCAGCUUGCUUUGGAUGUUGCAAAAGGAAUGCAACACCUUGAUGCAGUGGGAAUGUACAUGCGAAUGCUGCCCAAAGCUGACAACUACAUGUACUCGAUUAUUCGCCCCGAGCUGGAUGACAACUGA
Messenger RNA from Patiria miniata (bat star), 2736 nucleotides. Its product is annotated as tyrosine-protein kinase receptor Tie-2-like. Gene Ontology annotation, biological process: positive regulation of kinase activity; cell surface receptor protein tyrosine kinase signaling pathway; multicellular organism development. Lineage: Eukaryota; Metazoa; Echinodermata; Asteroidea; Valvatida; Asterinidae. Bases 1 to 2736 code for a protein of 911 amino acids. Gene Ontology annotation, cellular component: signaling receptor complex. The record is from RefSeq and is a predicted model, not a curated record. The transcript is spliced from 15 exons. Gene Ontology annotation, molecular function: protein binding; transmembrane receptor protein tyrosine kinase activity; ATP binding.